AUGGAAGAGCCAGCGCACGACACUGAACCGCCUAUUCGAUCUGGCUCGCCUUCUCCCUCCAUCCCGGCCACCCCGGCCAUCUCGUCUUAUUCCUCGCCAGAUCGCACCUUCUCCUCAGUAUCCUCCCGCUCUGCGUCUUCGGUGACUUCGGCGGGCGACCGCUCGUCGGUUUCGACGUCGUCCCGGCGCCAUGGCUAUAUUCGUCCAUUCGGUGCGGAAUUCGCCGAGUCUGCUCGUCACAGAGACAGUGUCAUGAGCCUAGGCAGUAUCGCCCAUCUACAAUACUACUUCGCUCGCACAGGGCUACUAGAUGGGAAGACCGGGCGAAGCAAAGAGUUCGACAAGAAAAACGGCGGGAAUGUGCCUCGCGUCUUGAUUACUCCAAAUGAACAACAUCUCGAUGAUUUUGUCGCAAGCCCGACGGAGGCGGGCGACUCUGCGGGCUGUGAUCCCCAGUUCGAGGACGAGGACGGCGAGGUCAUGCUGCCUCCCACUGUCAGUACAUAUAGCAUGAAGACAUAUCACGUCCCGCCCCCGCCAGACCUGAUGACGCUCCGGCGGGAUCUACAGACUGCCCUCGACAAGGCUGAGAAAAACAUGCAAGCGAUUGAUAAUGGCGUGGAACCACCCCCGCGGGAACCAAUACGAACAAGCUUGUCUCCGGGCGAUAUCCCGGAGACGAUGGAUGAUGAUUCUGCACAAGCUGCGGCCCCGCAGACUAAAGAAGAGGCCCAGGAAUCUUCUAUCAAAAGCGAGCGCGAAAUCCGGAAAGAUCUCUUCCACGUCCUCGAUGCUCUCAAACGCUGGGCAGCCCGUCAUUUUGCCAGUGGGCUUCGGCCAGAGGAGCGUGAGAUCGUGCAGGGCUGGAUCACCAACGUGCGCGCCAUGCUGGGCCGUGAGAAAGCGCUGGAGGACAUCGAAGCCCAAGAACGGGAAAACUGGGAUUGGGCACGUGGCGACUGGACGGGUCGCGAGAGAGCUCGCGAGGAAUCAUUCCUCCGUAGUCUGGCUCCAAGCGGACAUGACUUGCCCGAGUGGACGGCUAUUGAGGAUGAUGCCUCCCCCGACUCCCUCCCGACGCCGUUCUUGGAGCGCUUCAGAGACGGGCGGAUUCUAGUUCAACUGCAUAACAUCGCGGUCAAGAAGUCCAAGCGGCCCUUUGGCAAGAUCGAGACAUAUCAUCAAGAUAUCGCCAAGCCGUAUCGUCAGGCAGAGAACUUGCGGUUCUGGAUCAAGGCUGCAGAGCUCCGGUGGGAGUUGCGGUUCCAGGUGGACGUAAUGGGAGUUGUGCAGGGGGGCAGCACUGAGGCCUGGAGGCAGUUCGAUGCAGCUCUGCUAUCGUGGUGCAGUACGGUCCGCCAGGAACUGGUGCGUGAUUGGCAGGCGGCCAACCCGGGGCGUCCCCCUAGCGCCGGGUUGAUCUAG
This is a messenger RNA of Penicillium chermesinum, 1425 nucleotides long. RefSeq lists its product as uncharacterized. The record is from RefSeq and is a predicted model, not a curated record. The transcript has 2 exons. NCBI's taxonomy places the organism in Eukaryota, Fungi, Ascomycota, Eurotiomycetes, Eurotiales, Aspergillaceae. The coding region runs from base 1 to 1425 and encodes 474 amino acids.